Messenger RNA from Leptopilina boulardi, 2205 nucleotides. RefSeq names its product protein angel (gene angel). Gene Ontology annotation, molecular function: 3'-5'-RNA exonuclease activity. NCBI's taxonomy places the organism in Eukaryota, Metazoa, Arthropoda, Insecta, Hymenoptera, Figitidae. The record is from RefSeq and is a predicted model, not a curated record. The transcript has 6 exons. Bases 399 to 2075 code for a protein of 558 amino acids.
AUGUUAUCCUGUUUUAUCGACUUAACGAAGAAUCAUCAUCAUCAUCCUAACACGAGGUUGAAAAUUCUUAAAAUUUCACGUAUACUUUUUGACGAUUUAUUUUGUUUUCUAAUUUUAAAUACAUUAGAAAUUCUCGAUAUAUUAUAUAAGUGAAUACAUUUAAAUGAACUUGUGAUGUAAAAUUCAAAAAAGUGCUUUUCAACAAUAUAUAUACACCUAUAUAAUCACACUGACACUGAGUUUGAAAAACUAACCUCUAUAUAUUACUUAUUAUAUCGAUACGACAAUUUGUGCGAAAUGUCAGCUUGGAGUUUCGACAAAAACAGUACGUUAUCGUCUUCUUUUGUGUGACAACAUUUAAAAUUCAAGAUAAAUAAUUAAUUAUUUAGAUUUAAUAAAUGAACGCAACCACUAGGUUUUUGAAUAAAUCAAAUGUAUUUUGUCGAAACAUUCAUAGCGCAUUACUUCAUCAGGAGCUAAAGAUUGUACACAUGACGGAGGUGCCAUUAAAACAUAUUUUCAUCAAAAAUUUGCGGAAGAGUGCAUCCGUCCCAGAGGCGUUGUACUCGACCUAUGCCAAUAUAGUUGAUUCUAUUGCAAGUCCAGGAACUCAUCAAGAGUUCAAUAGAACAUUAAUGGAACCAUAUUUGGAUUUGUGUUACAUACCAAAAGAAGUUCCACCAUCGUCGACCUAUGAUUUUGCUUAUGAGAGUUGUUCAAGCGUUGAAACAUCAAAUGAAAGCAUUACUUCAAUGUUUUCGCAAAAAAUGGAUUUCACCAGAUCCGCUGAGCAAGAUGGAUCAUUUGAUAAUAAACGUCCAAAAGAUUUGCAGAGGUAUAAAAAUAUGCGUAAAUGGAAGAGAUUUGGCAAAUUGAAACAAACUGUGGAUGCCAAUGAAGCUUUUGUAUUGAAACUAAUGUCCUUUAAUAUUCUCGCACAAAGCCUCCUGGAGCUUCAUCCAUAUUUAUAUAAAUAUCACGAUACAGCAGCAUUACCAUGGAGAGUGAGAAAACCAUUAAUAACCGAAGAAAUUCUUCAAUCAGAAGCUAAUGUGAUAUGUCUACAAGAGAUGCAGGAGGAUCACUUGGAGGACUUCCUUAUUCCAUUUAAGGAGCAGGGUUACGAUUAUUUUUACAAAAAACGCACAAAUGACAAAGAUGAUGGAUUACUAUUAAUGUAUCGUAAAGAACAUUUAACAAUUGUUGACUAUACAAAAGUGGAAAUGUUUCAAUCGGGAGUUGAACUACUAAAUAGAGACAAUGUUGGUAUUAUCGUGAAAUUUGCCCUUAAGGACAGUCCAGAAACGCAAUUUGUCAUUGCCACGACACAUUUAUUAUACAAUCCUAGAAGAAAUGACGUUCGUCUUGGUCAAGUGCAAAUUCUCUUAACUGAGAUUGAAAGAAUCGCCUUCAUCGAAAAUACUAUGACAGGUCCAAAAUAUCUACCGAUUAUUCUUUGUGGUGACUUUAAUCUGGAGCCACAUACUGGAGUGUACAAAUUCAUAACACAGGGUUUAUUCACGUACCAGAAUAAAGGGAGAAAUUUGGAAUCGCAGGACUAUCGAUAUCUAUCGAAUAUGCUGUUACCACCACAUCUACACAUUACCGAUGAUUGUCAACAUUUUAAUGUUCUUCUUGAGAGGUUACGAGGUGGAGGAAGAGGUCAAGUGAUGUUGGAGAAUAGGGAGAAUGACAAAAAUGGUCAUAGAAGUGAAGAGACUGUUUCAGAAGAUGUUAGUGUAAACACAAACACAAAUCAGUAUCAAAAAAUAGAAAUAGAUGAAAAAAGUCAUGUGAAAUUUUCCUCCGGCACACUAACACAUCCAUUUAAAUUUCGUAGCGUUUAUAAACAUAAAAAUCGACAUGGACAUCCAGAAGCUACGACAUAUCAAAAUAAUUGGAUAACUGUCGAUUAUAUAUUUUUUUCAGACAUUGAACCAUUAGGAAUAUUAACUUUACCUACUGUCGAUCAAUGUAAUGAUUUGCCAACAAUACCAAAUUUUGCUGUCGGAAGUGAUCAUUUAUGUCUUGGGGCUAGUUUUAAAGUACUAAAAAGAAAACGGUCAAAUUUAUAAACAAAAAAGAAAAAAAAAUUGCUUAACUUCUUUGACAGAAGCUUAUGCUUGUUCUAUUUAUGUAUAUACAUACAAAAGUCCAUUAUAUUUUUCGAUAAAAUAAAAUAAAAAAAAAAAACAGACAAACAAA